Molecule: messenger RNA, 1996 nt
Organism: Sardina pilchardus (European sardine)
Lineage: Eukaryota; Metazoa; Chordata; Actinopteri; Clupeiformes; Clupeidae
Product: butyrophilin-like protein 10
Exons: 6
Coding region: 133-987 (284 amino acids)
Biological process (GO): regulation of cytokine production; T cell receptor signaling pathway
Cellular component (GO): external side of plasma membrane
Molecular function (GO): signaling receptor binding
Source: RefSeq, a predicted model, not a curated record
UGAACGGAGCAUAGGCAUGUUCUAAUCUAAACAAUGGACACAGAGGAACAUUGUCCUGUCAGGUUUAAAUGAAGGGUUGUGAUAGCUAUUGUCAUUUGUAGGACUGUUGGAGUAUUCAACCUUUAUCCAGUCAUGGCAUAUUUGUCAGCAGCUCUGCUGGUUGCCUGUAUGAGUCUGCUUCUUCUUAACUAUAUACAACUAUAUGGGACUAAUUCAGAGAAUUUCCAAGUUGUUGGUCCAGAUGGUCCUCUUUCUGCUGUCGCUGGUGAGGAUCUGGUCCUUCCCUGCUCCCUGAAGCCCCGUAUGAGUGCUGAAGGGAUGACUGUGGAGUGGCUCAGACUGGACCACCAAGGACAGAGUUCCAUAGUGCACCUUUAUAAAAACCGCACUGAUUUGAACACCGAUCAAAUGCCGUCUUACAGGGGCAGAACAUCCAUCUUGCCGGGAGAACUUGAGAAAGGAGAUGCGUCGCUACACCUCAAAAAACUACGUGUGGCCGAUACAGGAUACUAUAAAUGCUUGAUAGUGUCUAAAGACUACGGUUAUAUCUCCAUACAACUCAAUGUUAUAGCCGUAGGCUCACAGCCAGUGAUUGCUGUGGAUAGAGUUGAUGGUGAAGGACUCAGCUUAGUGUGUCAGUCCUCUGGAUGGAACCCUGAGCCGGCAGUUGAUUGGUUGGACGGUGAGGGGCGGAGACUACCAGCUGACCCCACAGAGUGGAACUCUGAUGGGUUUAGAGUCAAGCGACGCCUCCUUGUGGAGAACUGGAAAAAGAACAGCAAAUACACCUGUAGAGUUUCCCGGGCUGACAAGAUGGAAGAGGCCAUCUUUCACAUCAAUGAAGGAUGGUUUCAGGUCUCAAAACAGCCAAUAGUCAUUGCUUCAUUAGUGGCUGUGCUUUUGGCUCUGAUCUGUGGGUUUCUUCUGUUUUUACUCUGUGGGGGAGCAGAGAGAUUGAGAGAGGGUAAUUGGUCGACUAACUACUGACAGUCACAUACUACAGACACCAUCGCUGAUGACAUUGAAAGAAAAUGAUGCAGCAGAUGUGGCAGGACCUCCGUGAUUGGACACACUAAUAUGGCAGGACCUCUGUGAUUGGAUACACUAAUGGACAGGAUUCUAAGGCCUUUGUUCCAUCAGAUGGACUCUCUCCAUCACCAUUUUUUUUUAAAUAUCCUCUGAACACUUUUUUCAUUAAUAUCCUCUGAACGCAUUUUUUUCAUUGUAUGUUUGUUGUUGUUGUUGUUGUUGUUGUAUUCACUAUACUAUGUUUUCCUAAAUUCUUUCAACUAUUGUUCUGGUGUGGGUCAUUUCUAGGUUUUUCCCUCUGACAUUGCACUGUGCCUAGGUGCGAGGGCACUGUUCCCACCUAUUAUGCCCAACCAUCAAAUGCUUGACCUCUUUAGAAAGCUGUAAUUUCUUAGGAAGCUGUGUGUAAAAAAUAAAAUAUUAGUUAUUUCCACAGUUAUUUGUAAAGGCAUGCCCAUGUGUCUGGCAAAUACCCUAUAUGGAGACUAGGACUUUUGAUUGCUCACUAAUGCAUACUGCCUUAAACAAUGUUUUCAAAAUCAUGUUGAUGACACCAUAACAUGAGGAAUGGCACUUUUGGCAUUAUCUGAGCGGCCCUCUAUAGGUUAUUACCGUUGUAGUAGUAGGAACACUGUCCCCCUCCCCCUUCCAAAAUCAAGACGCAACAGAGCUGCUCUGCUGCAGGAAUUCAGAGAUGAUUUGCUACAGACUGCUGUUGGUCCCUCAUAUCAAUACAGUGUCCAUGGGACGCCUAUGGGAUGCCUGCAGCACACCUUCUAAAUAUAGCCACCGAGUGGCCUACAGAUCAUAAGACACAUAUUUAGUUUGUUUAUUAUUGCGAUUCUCAGCCAGCAGGGGGACCUUGAGAGCAAAUCUUGUCAAGGGUGCCUUUACAGUAAAUCAUCUUUAGGUAGACUGUCAACAGCAUUUACAUUCAAAUGAUUCCAUUUUGUGGGUAUUUAAUAAA